Molecule: messenger RNA, 1118 nt
Organism: Humulus lupulus (European hop)
Lineage: Eukaryota; Viridiplantae; Streptophyta; Magnoliopsida; Rosales; Cannabaceae
Product: 28 kDa ribonucleoprotein, chloroplastic
Exons: 4
Coding region: 124-1020 (298 amino acids)
Cellular component (GO): cytosol
Molecular function (GO): mRNA binding
Source: RefSeq, a predicted model, not a curated record
AAACUUUCUUAUCCAAAACCUUAACUUAACUCAUCAACCCGGGUUCUUCAAUCGAGUCGAGUCUCCUUCUCUUCUCUUCUCUUCUCUUCUAGUUCGAGAAGUCGAAGCUCACAGUUGGCAUCUAUGGCUUCGCUCCGCCUUCUUUGCUCCCCAGCUACGACAUGUUUUCCCAUAGAACGACAGCUCCCUUUCACUCCUCUUUCCUUCCCCGACAACACUCAGUUACAUUCACAUUCCCAUAUCUCUGGCAACUCUCUUAAACUUUCAGUUACUACCAAAAGAAUCAAUACCAAUUUCGUUCUCCAUUUCUCUUCCACCGCCCAAGAGCAAGCUCUUAAGUCUUCUCCGGGGAGUGUUACCAGUGAAAGCGAAGAACUCGAGGAGGAAGUUUAUAAAGACAGAUUAUAUGCCCAGAACGUGCCCUGGAAUUAUACCCCAGAAGAUAUUCGUGCUCUUUUUGAGAAGUACGGGACUGUUGUAGACGUUGAGCUUUCUAUGUAUAACAAGACCAGAAACAGGGGCUUGGCAUUUGUUACAAUGGGUUCGCCUGAGGAGGCUCUUGCCGCUCUCAAUAAUCUGCAAUCCACUGAAGUGGAAGGUCGUGUUAUAACACUUGACUAUGCCAGACCAAGAAAGAAGAAAGUUGGCACUCCUCCACAACCUAGGCCAGAAGUGACAUUCAAUUUGUUUGUUGCAAAUUUGUCAUUUGAAGCAAGAGCUAAAGAUCUCAAAGAGUUCUUUAACUAUGAAGGUCAUAGUGUAGUUUCUGCAGAAGUUAUAUUCCAUGAAAAUCCAAGAAGGUCCUUGGGAUAUGGAUUUGUGUCCUUCAAAUCCAAGAAAGAAGCUGAGGCAGCUCUAACUUCUGUUCAAGGAAAGGGAUGUCUGCACUCUUGGGCUUUUAUUUGUUUGUGCAUAUCAAAACUCUGUGCCCCCAAUCUUCUUCUUCUUCUUGAUUUAGGGAGGGUUCAGGGUUUGAAGAGGGGGCAAGGGCUGAUCCCAUCUACAUUCUGUAUGUGGUAAUAUUGGUUGGUCUUAUCGCUAAACCAAGUUAGGACAAGCUGUAAGUGCUCCACUCCUAAAGUUUUUUGUUUAUAUAUAGCUUGUUGGUGUUUGCUUUU